GAGGGAUACGUUGUUGUUCAGCAUCACCGUUGAGGUUUGACCAAAAGGCUUCGGAAGACAGGUUCUUUAUUUCGUUUUGAAGCGAGCUUAGGUUCCGUCAAACAUUGAUCUUUGCAACGCACUUCAUUAUUCCAUCUUUACCUGACAGCGAUAUACAUCACCACCUACAAAGGCGAUGCGCCUUCGGACCUACCACGCCAGGGCUCAAUCCAGCCCAUGCCAAAGUCGCGCCCCACGCGUAGUUAGACCAGUUGCGCCUUUCAGGGCGUUAAUCUCGACAUGCGGUAUCAACCGCGGAUCAUGGUUAUGUCGGGCGGGACCUGAAGGAAUAUCCGGAGUCGCGCAGCCGGCUGCGCAGCCGUCGCCGCUUGAGGAAAUCGCAGCUGCCGGGGACCCCGAAACCUUCGCCACAAGCACCGGCGUAGUGGAGCCCGUGGACGAGGAAGAGGCCGGGAUCGACUUCCUGGGCGAGAGCACCGAGGGCGACCUGCAGAUCCACCUGAAGGACUCGCUGCAGCACGGCAAGGCUGACGUCAUCAACGUGUUCGGAAUGCGCUCGCUGGAUGACAUCUACGAACUGCCGCUGGCUAAGCUCAAGGCGGCAACACAGAAUGUGUUGGACGUGUUGGAUGUGCCCGAGUCCUUCCCCGAGGGCAACCCGCAGCGCGCCAUCUACUGCAGCCGCACACUCAACCUCAGGUCCAUCAAGGCUAUAGGCUACGACAUGGACUACACGCUCAUCCACUACGACGUUAACGCCUGGGAGGGGCGCGCCUACGAGUACGGUCUGGAGACGCUGCGGCAGCAGGGGGUGCCGGUGGACGGUCUGCGGUUCGACCCCGACCUGGUGAUACGGGGGCUCAUCAUGGACAAGGAGUACGGCAACCUGAUCAAGGUGGACAGAUUCGGUCUCGUGAAGCGCGCCAUGCACGGCACGCGCAUGCUGAGCUGGCAGGAGAUCCGCGAGCUGUACGGCAGGGAGGUGGUGAACCUGCGCAACGAGGGGCGCUGGGUGUUCCUCAACACGCUCUUCUCGGUCAGCGAGGCGGUCAUGUACAUGCAGCUUGUGGACCGGCUAGACCUGGGCAUGUUCCAGGUUGGGGCGGGCAACAUCAGCUACCAGGCGCUGUACGGCAUGGUGAGCAAGGCGCUGUACCGCACACACGUGGAAGGCAAGCUGAAGGCGGAGAUCAUAAAGGCCCCCGAGCGCUACGUUGAGAUGGACCCCGAGAUGGCCCAGGCGCUGCUGGACCAGCGGGACAGCGGCAAGCAGCUGCUGCUCAUCACCAACUCGGACUUUGAGUACACCAACAAGAUGAUGUCGUACGCGUACGACCCCUUCCUGCCCUCCGGCAUGCGCUGGCGCGACCUGUUCGACAUGGUGAUCGUGAUGGCCCGCAAGCCCGACUUCUUCAACUACAACAUGUCGCUGUACGAGGUGGUGACGCCGGAGGGGCUGAUGCGGCCCGUGCUGGGGGCGUGCAAGGGGGGGCUGUACUGCGGCGGCAGUGCCCGCAUGGUUGAGAAGGCGCUGGGUGUGGAGGGGGACGACCUGCUGUACGUGGGGGACCACAUCUACACGGACGCGGCGCUGGCCAAGAUCAACUUCAGGUGGCGUACUGCCCUCAUCAUCCGGGAGUUGGAGCUGGAGAUCGACGCGCUGGCUCGGGGCCGCCCGCACCGCGACCAGCUGAAGGAGCUGAUGACCAAGAAGGAGCUGAUCGGGGACGUGUUCAACCAGCUGAGGCUCAGCAGACAGCGCUGGGUUCACGGCCACACCGCCGACUCCAGCUUCGACGACGAGGAGGGCAUCAACGAGACGCUGGCGCAGCUGCUGAUGGUGAUGGAACACCUGGACGACAGGAUCGGCCCCAUGCUGGAGCGCGACGGCGAGCACUUCAACAAGCGCUGGGGCUACCUCUCGCGCGCCGGCCUCAACGACAAGUCGCAGCUCAACCGCCAGAUCGAGAAGUACGCGGACAUCUACACCUCCCGCGUCUCCAACUUCCUGCGCUACACGCCGUACAGCUACUUCAGGUCCCCCUCCCAGUCCCUGGCUCACGACCGCAACCUCACCCGCUACUACAACACCAUCGUGGCCGCCAGGAACGAAGCGGCUGCCGCGGGCGCCACCGGCAGCAGUGCUGACAGCACCCCCAGCAGCCAGCAGCCCCAGAACCACCACAACGGCUUUGGCGGCGGUGCAGUGGGAAGCGGGUCGUACUCGGAGGACAACAACGGAGGGGUGUUUGCGGGAUUCGAGGAGGGCUUUGACUCGGACCCCGAGCACGAGCAGGACGAGUGCUGAGAGGUCGAGGGAGGAGGGAGGGAGAAGAUGGAAUGGGCGUGUAGGAAUGGGCGGUAGAAGGGUGUUGGAAGCAUGUAGAGAGGGCGUUUCCUCCCGGAGGAGGAAGGGCAGGGAAGGGGAGGGGAGGGAAUGGCGUUGCACUGGGACCGAGUGUGCCAGGGGCUGCGGGAGAGUGGCAGCAGGGUGGGUAGGCUGGUGGGUAGGUAGACCAUCUUGGACGUAUUAGGAAGCCAACACGGGUCCGGGAUUGUGACCCGUGGGUCAGUCGGCGGUAGAGCAAUGACACACACACACAUAUGGCACAGCGUGCGACAUCACUGACGGGGGGCUGGGAGCCGUGGGAGGGAUUCCAGCCAGGGGGGGCCCAGGGCUUACCGUAGAAGCUGAAGAAGGAGGGGGUUCAUGCGAUCGCUCAUUCGUCGUUGGUUGGUUGGUCGGUUGCUGUUAACUAGCUAACUGCCCUUUUGGGUCGGACCCUGAAAAAGGAGACCAGCAGCACUACUGUGGGGCCCAGAAGGGCCCACGGACAUGUCUAGCACACUUAUACACGCGCAUUUCGCGUUUUGGUGGGGAGCGAGCUAUAGAACCCUUGUGUUUGCUGUUAGUUAUUUAGGUGUCCUGUGUGGUACCGGUAUACGGGUGCGUGUGUGUGUACGUUUCGGUUAUUGGUUGGCAGCUUUUAACACCUUGUGGCAAAGCAGGACGCUACUUGACAGCGCAGAUGUUGGUGCCACGUCUUGAUAGCCUCCCUUUGGUUUGUUCCAUGUAUGAUUGGGCCGUUUUUAUGGCCGCUCAUGUUUUAUGUCUCGAUCAGGUGAUGCUGGGUGGUUAGGGUGGUUAGGAUUGGUGUACGGCAGUCGCCUGAUACAGCGGUGGCUUUGCACGAAGAAAGACAGACUUGGCGUCUGUUUCUACGUACCGAGGCGGUUUACAUGGCUGUCGCUUCUUGAUGCUGGUUGUCUAUAAUCUUUACAAGCCCCAAAGGCCACGACUGGAAGCGUGUCAGGCUUGCGGGCAGGCCGUAUUACGAUGGCGGGGUUCGCCGGUGGGUAGGCGUUUGGCAGUGUAUCUUGAACACACGUUAGGGGCAGAGCUCUGAAUUGGGGGCGGCCCUUUCACAGCAAACGUUGGGAGCUCGGGACAGGAAUGACUAGAAGAGACACAAAGAUGGUUCCCGUUUGUUUAUGUCUACACAGGUAUAGCUGGUUUUGGGUGUUUUGCUUGUAGCGUUACACUGCCUCCGAGCUGCUCCGGGUAAGCCACUCAUCCUG
Molecule: messenger RNA, 3579 nt
Organism: Astrephomene gubernaculifera
Lineage: Eukaryota; Viridiplantae; Chlorophyta; Chlorophyceae; Chlamydomonadales; Astrephomenaceae
Source: the annotation of a GenBank genome assembly